This is a messenger RNA of Coniophora puteana RWD-64-598 SS2, 3812 nucleotides long. RefSeq names its product RdRP-domain-containing protein. Bases 8 to 3664 code for a protein of 1218 amino acids. The transcript is spliced from 6 exons. Gene Ontology annotation, cellular component: nuclear RNA-directed RNA polymerase complex. Lineage: Eukaryota; Fungi; Basidiomycota; Agaricomycetes; Boletales; Coniophoraceae. Gene Ontology annotation, biological process: siRNA processing. The record is from RefSeq and is a predicted model, not a curated record. Gene Ontology annotation, molecular function: RNA-directed RNA polymerase activity.
AGGCAUUAUGGAUAUCCACAUGCGCAACGUCUCUGGUUUCUUCUCAGCUUCGGAUGUUGAUAUCAAAAUCGGGCUAGCGAAGAUUCUGCAUAAACACCCUUAUCCCACAACUCGGUUUCUAAACUUCAAUGUGGACUUAUGGCAAGGCAAGCUGCGCGGCCAAGGCAUCCUAACUAUACCCAAUGCAAAAUAUGGAGAACGUUUUCUUGAAGGUUACGCGUCAAAGGGACUCGUGGUGAAAGGAGGUCGCAUCAAGUUUAGCCGAGGCCAUAGGCCGCCCAGCGAAGCCAAAGUAAAUAUGCUCAAAGAUACCUCAUGGCAGGAUCCUCUUGAGACACGACGAGAGAGGGAUAGGAUUGCGCGGGACUCGUCGGAGCUCAAAGUACAGGCUUUUUCUUUCGGGAAAUUCUGUCGAGAUGGAUCCUUCUCAGAGGAAGUCGUCCCAGGUGGUGCGGCGGUCAUUGCCUGUGAUCGUAGCCGCAAAGAGCUACGACUAUCCAUCGCGACUGGUGCACACGAGCAUGAUGACGAUUUGGGUCUCUCGGAUUUUACAGCGUCGCUCUUUGGAGACCAGAAACUUCUCGUAUCUUAUAAGCUUUCCGGUGUUGAGUCUCUUGUCAUCGACUCCGACGCAUCCAAUUACUGUGUUUUUAUACGAGCGCGCGCUCCUCCCUCCAUUUCUCGACACAGAUCUGCCGGUCUCUUCGGCUCUACACCCCAAUCGCAGCGCCUUUCUAGCCUCAUCCAUGGAGCUGAUAUGCCCCCCGGUUGCCAUAGUCUGCGUGUCACAUUCUCCAAUCAAUCCGACUUUACCGCUUUCACGUUGCGCUGUAAACGUCUCACUGUUCGUCAAGACUAUAAAUCAUCCAUCACCAUUCAUGAAAAUACCUGGUCAGCAGCCGCACAGAACGAUCUGGAUCGAUUCCUUGCACCCAUCUGGUUUCCUCUUGCUUGGGAAGUUGCGAAAGCGGUUUCCUCAUCUGUUCUCUCCACACGCGAGGUCAUGUCUAUACAACAAGAUAUUACCGCGCUUGAGAGAGAGGACAGGGAAAACGCUUCUCGCAUCUUCCAACGAUUCACCUUUUUCAUCGAAGAAUUUGCUGAACGAAGGACCACAAAUCGCCUGGUGCGCCUGCGGAGGCGGCAGCGGAAAGACAUACAAAUAUCCACAUCUGAUCCUUCAUCCCUCUCUCGCGCUUUGCGCAGCGCUCGCAAGACUGUACAGAUGGAACUGGCGACGCCUUUUGGGCCCUUGUCGGCUCUUCCUCCGGUCAACAGUUAUGACGCCUAUCAUUUAAUCUUUACUCCCACAACACAAAUCUUGGAAGGGCCACUGCCUGACCAGUCGAACAGUGUUCUCCGGCGUUUUGGGCAUCACGAGUGCUUUCUGCGAGUUUCUUUUCAGGACGAGAACUGUGCCCCACUCCGACGAGAUUUCGAAUGGUCAAUCAGCGAGCUUAUGAAGUCCCGCUUCCGCCCCAAAUUCUUGAAGGGCCACCGUGUUGCAGGAAGGAAAUUCGAAUUCUUGGGAUACUCGAUGAGCGGACUUAGGGAGCACUCUGUAUGGUUUGUGGCGCCUUUCCAGAACGACCGUGGUGAAUGGCUGAAUGCCGCUGCUAUCCGUAAUUUGUUGGGAGAUUUCAGCGAACUUCUUAAGCGACCUGCUCGUCUAGGCGCCAGGUGGUCUCAAGCCUUUUCGACAACGGAUCCCUCUGUAGUCCUUCGGCAAGAGGAGAUUUUCAGGGUUGACGACAUCAUCUCGCCGCGGUCUAAGAAAGUCAUGACCGACGGUUGUAGCUCAAUCUCACCUGACCUUGCUCGUAACAUAUGGGAGAAACUAAGGACGGAUCGAAGACAGCUGUCUUCGCUCAAAAAUCCUCCAUCUGCUUUCCAAUUUCGCCUUGGGGGUGCCAAAGGGGUGGUUGUCCAAAAUCCAGACCUCGAAGGCAAGGUUGUUUGCCUUCGUCCUUCCCAGCUAAAGUUUGAGGGGUCUGAAUUGACGUUUGACGUUCAAUCGCACUCGCGUUCUCGCCCCAUGUACCUGAAUAGGCCUCUCAUUGCUUUACUAGAACAUGUGGCGGCUAGCGGGUUAGUGACACGCGUCCUCAAACUCCAGCAUGACGAUAUCAUGGAGGCGCAAGGUGUCCGCUCGUCGUUCAAAGAUGCGUCUAAGAUGCUCGAGGUGCACGGUCUCGGGGCGCCUUUCCGCCUCGGCUCGCUCUUCCACAAUCUGUCCAGCGAACUCAAUCUUCACGUCUGGACAUCGGAGACUCCGCGAGGACUUCGAAACGAGAUCAUCAUCGAUGCUAUGCGCUGCAUCUCGACACAUGCGCUCAGGGAGCUCAAGUAUCGCGCGCAUAUACGAGUCCCUGGAUCUUAUACUCUCAUGGGCGUCUCGGACGAGUGGGACUGUUUGAAUCCCGGGGAAAUCUUCGCCACGGUGAGGGACUAUAGAACGGGGGUUUACCACGCCAUCGAAGGGCCAGUGGCUGUGACCAGGAGCCCUCAGAUCCAUCCCGGCGAUAUUCAAGUAGUGAAGGCGGUUCGGCGACCUGAACUUGAACAUCUGACGAACGUCAUCGUAUUCUCUACUCGAGGUGAUCGACCUCUUCCCAAUUACUUGGGUGGUGGAGACCUCGAUGGCGACGACUUCAAUCUCAUUCUAGAUGAGAACUUGUUUCCGACAUAUAAUCGGAUACCGGGCUCGUAUGUUAGCCUUCCGAUCAAGGAAACGCCUCACAUCUGUGGUGUUGAAGAUGUAGUUGACUUCAUAUUUGACUACUUCGAAUCCGAUCUCGUGGGGCUUAUAUCCAUUGCGCACUUGCGAUUCGCGGACUUGGGGGAUCCAGAUAGCCAAGAGUGUAUGACCCUCGCUGAACUCGCAUCACAAGCAGUGGAUUUCCCUAAGACUGGGACACCAGUUCAGUUCGAAGAUCUACCUCGUUUCCCGGAUACCAUCAAGCCAGACUUCUUGGCCAAGGAAGGCGAAGACCCGCACCAGAACUCGCGCUUCUACAAGAGUCCUAAAUUGCUUGGCAGGCUCUUUCGUCGGAUUCCACUUGAUGACUGGAUGCCAGAGGCGGGUAAAAGCCGCUCACCUUUUGAUAUCACCAGUAUACUCACCGCGUUCGACCGCAUCCCACUCGAGGAUUAUGGUUUGCCACCCCUUGGCAGACCUCGUGAAGAUACGUUGCAGGAGAUGCAGUGGCUAUUGGAGGCGUACUGUGACGAGCUUCAGAUCAUAGCCCAAGCGCACACUGUUUCGAGGAAUCAGGAAGAUUUUAUAUCAGAAGCUGAAUUAGUGAGCGGCACAAUAUUGGCGAAUUGGUCGGACCAUCGCAAGCGAAGGGAAGCGGUCAAUGCGAUGAAUUUGCAGACCCAAAACUUGACCAGCCGAUUGCGAUUGGCCCUUCGGCCACGUCGGGACGAGACGGAUACUGAGGAUGGAGAAUCCAGUACAUACUACUGGUCUUCUUGCGAGAUUGAGGAAGAGGAUUCUAGCUUCAUGGCGGCAGAGGCGUUCAUUCGUGCGUGGGCCGCUGUGUGGGUUGCUGAGGUGUCCUUACAGGAAACGUCCGGUAAAGCCUUUGGAUCACAGAGCUUCGGCUUGAUAGCAUUGGGCAGGAUGCUCGACAUUGCGAAAAGGGAGCGACAGAAUCUGUAGAUACUUUGGUUUGCAAGUGAUAUAUCAGGAAACGAUUACGUCUCCCAUAAUCUAGUACCAUGAGACGAGAAUCUACCACGAGACGGUUCUGCAUGUAGUAGCAAUCAUGGCCAUUUUGACCAGUCCGAGAAUGGCUGACUUGGAAGGG